Molecule: messenger RNA, 3891 nt
Organism: Thecamonas trahens ATCC 50062
Lineage: Eukaryota; Apusomonadida; Apusomonadidae
Product: SCY1 protein kinase
Exons: 2
Coding region: 1-3891 (1296 amino acids)
Biological process (GO): protein phosphorylation
Molecular function (GO): ATP binding; protein kinase activity
Source: RefSeq, a predicted model, not a curated record
AUGGGCAACACAGGCUCACGGCCAGCCGGCACCGGACCACAGACCGCCGCUGCCAGUAGCUCAGCUACCACUACCCUCGCCACAACUGGUGCCAGUGCCGCUGGUGGUGGCCGUCAAAGGCCGGGCCGCCGUCCGCUCGAGCUCGGCCAGGUCGAGGUGGCUCGGAACGGACUGUGGCGCGCCGUCGGAGGAAGGCUCGGCGGAGAGAGCGCCACCCUCUUCAAGUAUAGUCUGGACUCCGACGGGGACGCCGGAGGCAACGGCGUGGCUGCCGCCGUGCAGAGGCGGGCUGUGAGGAAUGCCGCCAAGCGCGCCAAGCAGCUGAGGCACCCGGGUCUGGUCGCCGCCAACGACGUCGUCCUCAGCAACGACAUGCUCGUCAUCGCCACCGAGCACAUGAUCCCGCUCGAAAGUGUGCUGGCAGCCGGCAAGCUGCAUUGGCAGGAGGCGCAGGAGGGGCUGGUCGCGCUCGCCGAUGCGCUGCACUUUCUUCACGCCACCGCUCGCCUCGUCCACAACAACGUCUCACCCGCCACCGUCUUUGUCUCGGCCGCCUCCCACGCCUUUGUUCUCGUCGGCCUUGAGUUUGUUGUCUCGCCAAAGACACUACAGACAACCCCGUUUCUGGAACAGACCCGGAGCGUGCGUGAUCCGCGCGCCCGCGCGCCCGAGGACGACAUCGCCGCAAAUCCCGUCCACAACCACGACGCCACCCUCUUUGCUCGCGAUGCUUUUGGUCUCGGCGCUGUUGUCCGCGCUCUCAUCGCCGCCUUUCCCAACACUGAGUUCGGGAACGCCCUCGCAAAAAUCGAGCACGCGCUGCGGGCGCCCGAGCCGCGCUCCCGCCCAACCAUGGCCAUGCUGCCGUUGCGCCCUGGCCUCUCGCCAACCGCAAGCCCUCACCAUGCGCCGCUUGUGUUUCUUGCCCACGGUGCACGCGAGUUUGCCACCCUCGACGCCGCCGCAAAGGCCGAGUUUGUGGCAUUGGUCCCUAGCAUCGUCGAGCCUCUCCCGGCCUCGGUCAUCCUCUCUCGCGUCGCCCCGCUCCUGCUGCAGCCCAUGCUCUUUGUCGAGCCUCUCACACACAGCCUCAUCGAGUUUCUCUUUGGCUCGGGCCCCCGCUCGCUCGCCUCGCUGCUGGGCGACUCCGCCGCCUUUGAGCGUGUCAUGCUUCCCUUCUUUGCCAAAGGCUUUGACCUGCCGCUGCGCGCCGUGCGCCUCCCGCUACUGCGCAGUCUGGCCCUGGCAGUGGACCGCCUCUCCGAGCACGGCGUCGCCGUCCUUGAUCUUCCUCUCCAUCUCCCGCGCGGACUCCGCGACAGCGACGACGCCAUCGUGAUUGCCUCGGCAGACGCUGCCGUUGCAGUCCUGCUGCGUUCCAACGGGACCCAGCCGUGGCUGGCCUCCACCUUUGCCACCCUCUGCCACCGCACCGGAAACGCCUUUAAUGACAUGCUCACCGCGCUGCGCCUCCGCAUCCGCGAUCCGGAUGAGCUCGUGCGCGUCGCCGCCGUCACCCACCUGUGGUCGGCGUCCGAGGCCGUGCUCGGGACCGUCAAGGCUGUAGAAAAGUCCGCUCUCCUCCUCGAGCUCCUCCUCGAUCCCCGCGCCGCCGUCCGCGACGCAGCCGAUGCCGCCCUCCAGCAGCUGCGGGCAUCUGCGCUCGCGCCAAACGCCCCGCGCCAUGCGCUCUCGGCCUUCUCCUUGGACCUUCUCCUGGCUCCGCUCAAGCGGUCGAUGCGCCAGCGCGGCAUGAGCCGCUGGAUUCGCUCGUCGCACCUGGUUGGCGCAGUGCCCGAGACCCUUCCGGCCGAGUCGGCUGCCCUCGUCGAGCCCGUGGUCGUCCAUCCGGUCGACACCGAGGCUGUCGACACCGAGGCUGUCGACACCGAGCUUGUCGGCGCCGAGCUUGUCGACACCGAGCUUGUCGACGCCGAGCUUGUCAACACCGAGCUUGUCGACGCCGAGCUUGUCGACGCCGAGCUUGUCGAUGUCGAGCCGAUUGAUGUCGAGCCUGUGAUCGCUGAGCCGGUCGACAUCGAGCCGGUUGUGGUAACGCCGCCACGCCGGCCCGCGCCCGCGAUCGCGGGCGGCUUCUUUGCCGACAUGGAACCCGAGUUCAAAGCUGCAACGCUGGUGAGGCCAAAGCCGGAGCUGUCGGCGGCGCUGCGAGUGGAACCAAACAGCGAUGAUGGCUCGGCUGGGUGGGGCUCGGAAGAGUCGGGUGACAGCGAGGUGCUGCGCGGGGUGACGCGGUCGCCCGAGUCGCGUGCGACGCCGCCGCCCACUGCCCUGCAUAGCACCGAGUUGCCUACUGGCAUGGUUGAUCAUGUCGUGCCGGUGGCCGACGACGAGCUCGAGCCUUCAGUUGGUCAUGUCGCUCUGCUGCCCGAGACCGCGAGCAAUGAUUGGGCUGGCGGCUGGGGUGAGGGCGGAGACGACGAGAUUGACAUCGAGAUUGAUGUCGACAAUGACGUUGAUAAUCUUGGUGUGCUCGCCGAGACUGCGAGCGGCGAGUCGGCUGGCAGCUGUCGCGACGACAACGACAACAAUGUGGCUAUCGAGGCUGAUGCCGAUGGCGCGCGCGCUCUCGCCGCUGCGCCCGACGCCGAGCCUGAGCCUGCAGACGGCGAUGAGAGUGAGUGGGCUGGCGGCUGGGGCGACGACAGCGACGACGAGAUCGAGACUGAGACCGAGAUCGACGACGGCGCUGAUGACGCCGUGCGCCCUGCAACCGCAAGCGGCGAGUGGGUUGACGGCUGGGGUGAGGGCGGAGACGACGAGAUCGAGACUGAGACCGAGAUCGACGACGGCGCUGAUGACGCCGUGCGCCCUGCAACCGCAAGCGGCGAGUGGGUUGACGGCUGGGGUGAGGGCGGAGACGACGAGAUCGAGACUGAGACCGAGAUCGACAACGAUGGAGCUGACGACACCGCGCUCUCCGAAUCCGAGCCCGCAAGCCACCACCACGACGCCGCGCUCCCUGCAACCACAAGCGGCGAGUGGGUUGGUGACUGGGGCGACAACAGCGACGACGAGAUCGAGAUCGACAUCGAGAUCGACGACGACGGCGCUGACGACACCACUCUCCCCGAAUCCGAGCCUACAGCUCCCCACCAAGACGACGCCACUCUCCCCGAAUCCGAGCCCGCAAGCCACCACCACGACGCCGCGCUCCCUGCAACCACAAGCGGCGAGUGGGUUGGUGACUGGGGCGACAACAGCGACGACGAGAUCGAGAUCGACAUCGAGAUCGACGUCGACGGCGCUGACGACACCACUCUCCCCGAAUCCGAGCCUACAGCUCCCCACCAAGACGAUGUCACUCUCCCCAAAUCCGAGCCUACAGCUCCCCACCAAGACAACGCCACUCUCCCCACAACCGCAACCGGCGAGUCGGCUGGCGGCUGGGGCGACGACACGUCCGAAGCCGAGACCGACACACUGUCGUCAUCGCCACCAGCACUUGCGUCUAACUUUGAUAUCUCGUCUCUGGCUUCGCCCAGUGAGCUUACUGGCGCACAUGUCCCUGCGCGCCGUCGCACGCCACAUCGCACGCGGCUCGGCGCUGUUCGUGUCUCAUCGCCCGCGGCAGCGACAGCGUUCAACGACUUUGCCGAGCUGGCUCCGCCGCCCGAGCCCACCCUCGAUACGCAGGCAGCAAACGGGCUCCGGCGCGACCUUGAUCGCCCUCGCAAGAAGCGGAAGAAGCGGUCGACAGCAGCGCUCCAGGCAGCACAGGAGCGCCGGGCCCUGCGUGCACAGCUCGAAAUGCUGCAGAACAUCGAGCUUGCAUCCGCCAACUCGCCGUCGCGCAUGGCCGCCGUUCGUGACAAGGCCAAGGCUGGCGUCAAGAAACUCUUUGGCUCGUUCAAGGCAUCGUCCGGCUAG